UCCGCUCCGCCUCCUUCGCUUAGCCCGCGAGUGCUCGGAGGGAAGAGUCGGCGGGCGGCGGCGGCCAGCGGCGAGGGGCGAGGGGCGAGCGCGCGGCUCCCGAGGAGAGGCCGAGAUGACCGGCUCGAACGAGUUCAAGCUGAACCAGCCGCCCGAGGACGGCAUCUCGUCGGUCAAGUUCAGCCCCAACACGUCGCAGUUCCUGCUGGUGUCCUCGUGGGACACGUCGGUGCGCCUCUACGACGUCCCGGCCAACUCGCUGCGGCUCAAGUACCAGCACACGGGCGCCGUGCUCGACUGCGCCUUCUACGACCCGACGCACGCAUGGAGCGGCGGCUUGGACCAUCAGCUGAAGAUGCACGAUUUGAACACGGACCAAGAAAACCUUGUUGGAACGCACGAUGCCCCCAUCAGAUGUGUGGAAUACUGUCCGGAAGUGAACGUGAUGGUCACUGGGAGUUGGGAUCAGACGGUGAAAUUGUGGGAUCCCAGAACUCCUUGUAACGCCGGCACCUUCUCUCAACCCGAAAAGGUGUACACCCUCUCCGUGUCGGGGGACCGCCUGAUCGUGGGCACCGCGGGCCGCCGCGUGCUGGUGUGGGACCUGCGCAACAUGGGCUACGUGCAGCAGCGCCGGGAGUCCAGCCUGAAGUACCAGACCCGCUGCAUCCGGGCCUUCCCCAACAAGCAGGGCUAUGUGUUAAGCUCCAUUGAAGGCCGAGUGGCUGUUGAGUACUUGGACCCAAGCCCUGAGGUGCAGAAGAAGAAGUACGCCUUCAAGUGUCACCGACUGAAAGAGAACAACAUUGAGCAGAUCUACCCAGUCAAUGCCAUUUCCUUUCACAACAUCCACAACACAUUCGCGACAGGUGGUUCUGAUGGGUUUGUAAAUAUUUGGGAUCCCUUCAACAAAAAGCGGCUGUGUCAGUUCCACCGGUACCCCACCAGCAUCGCCUCCCUGGCCUUCAGUAAUGAUGGGACCACGCUCGCAAUAGCAUCAUCAUAUAUGUAUGAAAUGGACGACACGGAGCAUCCUGAAGAUGGUAUCUUCAUUCGCCAAGUGACAGAUGCCGAAACAAAGCCCAAGUCACCAUGUACUUGACAAGAUUUCAUUUACUUAAGUGCCAUGUUGAUGAUAAUAAAACAAUUCGUACUCCCCAGUGGUGGAUUGAUUACUAUUAACAAAGAAGCCAGGGAAAAAUACUAAUUUUAAUACUAUAAGAACCUGAAAAUAAUGGAAAAGAGGUUUUUAUUGAAUUUUUUUUUUUCAAUAAAUUCUUUCUUAAAUGCAUGAGA
Sorex fumeus (smoky shrew) is the source of this 1296-nucleotide messenger RNA. It is a transcript of the gene BUB3, whose product is annotated as BUB3 mitotic checkpoint protein. The transcript has 8 exons. Gene Ontology annotation, molecular function: ubiquitin binding. The record is from RefSeq and is a predicted model, not a curated record. NCBI's taxonomy places the organism in Eukaryota, Metazoa, Chordata, Mammalia, Eulipotyphla, Soricidae. Bases 116 to 1102 code for a protein of 328 amino acids. Gene Ontology annotation, biological process: mitotic spindle assembly checkpoint signaling. Gene Ontology annotation, cellular component: bub1-bub3 complex; mitotic checkpoint complex; kinetochore.